Laetiporus sulphureus 93-53 is the source of this 1343-nucleotide messenger RNA. RefSeq lists its product as uncharacterized. The annotation marks the transcript as partial. Gene Ontology annotation, molecular function: serine-type endopeptidase activity. Gene Ontology annotation, biological process: proteolysis. The transcript is spliced from 4 exons. The record is from RefSeq and is a predicted model, not a curated record. Lineage: Eukaryota; Fungi; Basidiomycota; Agaricomycetes; Polyporales; Laetiporaceae.
UUAUGCGAAACCACCUCAACUUUUUGCAGAGUGUUCACGAGGCAUAUCCCCUCAUGGAUGACACCGACGGCGGUCUGACGCAUGUGUACGACGGACACAUCAAGGGGUACGCUGGCAAGUUCAGCGAGGGCACCGUCCACCGGAUACGACAGAUGCCCGAGGUGGACUACGUCGAGCUGGACCAGAUCGUCCGGACGAUGGAGAUUGACGCGGAAGUGGAAAUCGAGGCGAACAAGGUCGAGACGCAGAAGGGUGCUCCUUGGGGCCUGGCACGGAUCUCACAUAGGCCUAAGCUGACCUUCGGCACCUUCACCAGGUACGAAUAUGACGUUGAUGGUGGCGAGGGUGUCGACGUGUACGUCGUUGACACCGGCGUUAAUAUCCACCACGUCGAGUUCGAGGGCCGCGCGUCCUGGGGAAAGACUGUUCCGAAGGAUGACGUCGACGAGGAUGCCAACGGCCACGGAACGCACUGCGCCGGUACUAUCGCAUCUCGCAAGUACGGUGUCGCGAAGGCCGCUCAUAUAAUUGCGGUGAAGGUCUUGGGCAGCAACGGUAGCGGCACGAUGAGCGACGUCGUUGAGGGAGUCGCGUGGGUCGCGACGGAGGCUGUGAAGAAGGCCGAGGCUGCACUCAAGGAGUUCAUGGAAACUGGCAAGACGAAGCACAAGGGGUCUGUUGCGAACAUGUCGCUCGGCGGUGGCAAGUCGCGCGCUCUCGAUGACACUGUCAACAAGGCUGUAGAUGCAGGCGUUCACUUCGCCGUCGCAGCUGGCAAUGAUAACAGGGAUGCUUGCAACAACUCGCCUGCUGCGGCAGAGAAGGCAAUCACCGUCGGCGCAUCAACGCUUGCCGACGAGCGUGCCUACUUCUCCAACCACGGCCCGUGCGUGGACGUUUUCGCACCUGGCCUGAAUGUCCUCUCCACCUACAUCGGCAGUAACACCUCCGUGUCCACCCUCUCGGGCACGUCCAUGGCCUCGCCACACACCGCAGGCAUGCUCGCUUACCUGCUCUCGCUGUACCCCUCGGCGACAUUCAACCCCAAGGUGACGAAGGACUUCGUGCCCCUGACACUACAAUCGCGCGUGGUGCCGCCGUCGUUGGUGAACGCGUACGCGCUCGCACAUUAUGUGCUGCCGAGCUGGGUGUCUGAGUUCCUCCCGCCGCCGGCGCUCGUCGAGGAGGCCGUCGCGCCUGUGCCCGUCCCGCCGCAGACGCUCACGCCGAAGCAGCUCAAGCUUGCGUUGCUGGCGCUCGCUACGGACGAUGCGCUUGACACGCUCCCCAAGGACACGCCCAAUCUGCUCAUCUACAACAACGCGACGGCGUGAGUGGACGUG